Messenger RNA from Oppiella nova, 813 nucleotides. Lineage: Eukaryota; Metazoa; Arthropoda; Arachnida; Sarcoptiformes; Oppiidae. The record is from the annotation of a GenBank genome assembly.
AUGGCUCAGGGCGGAGCAUUACAAGCCGUCGUUUUUGAUUGGGCAGGUACAACAGUAGAUUUUGGUUCACGCGCACCAAUUUUGGCAUUUAUGGCUUUAUUUGCAGAUAAUAAAGUUGAAAUUUCAAUUGAAGAAGCACGUGCGCCAAUGGGUUUGGAAAAACGCGAUCACAUUGCGGCAGUUUUGAAAAUGCCACAUAUUGCAGAUGCAUGGAAACAGACUCAUGGUGCUGAAGUGACUGUGGCGGAUAUUGACCGUUUAUAUCAGGACUUUAUUCCAUACCAAUUGAAAAGCAUCCCAAGCUGCUCAAAAUUGAUUCCGGGGGCAUUAGACGUAUUUGCUGACAUUCGUGCCCGUGGUGCAAAAAUUGGCAGUAAUACUGGUUAUGCUUCGAUGAUGAUUGGUCAAUUGGUGCAAGAUGCAGCUGAUCAAGGUUAUGUGCCUGACUGUACUAUUACAGCCAGUGAUGUGAAACAUGGUCGUCCAUAUCCUGAAAUGCUGUGGAAAAAUCUAAUUGAACUUGAUGUGUUAGAUAUUAAAACUGUGGUGAAAGUGGAUGAUACAGUGGUCGGCAUCGAAGAAGGUUUAAACGCUGGUUGUUGGACUGUGGGCUUGGCCGUCAGUGGGAAUGAAGUGGGGCUAAGCUUCGAAGAGUGGUCUGCACUUUCAGCGUCUGAACAACUAAGUUUAAAAGAAAAAGCAUAUGCGAAAAUGAAUGCUUCAGGUGCACAUUAUGUAAUUGAUAGUAUUGCUGACUUACCUGCGGUAUUGGAUGCGAUUGAACAGCGUUUAGCAAAUGGUGAAAAGCCUUAA